Messenger RNA from Drosophila pseudoobscura, 1719 nucleotides. RefSeq names its product neurofilament medium polypeptide-like. The record is from RefSeq and is a predicted model, not a curated record. The transcript has 2 exons. The coding region runs from base 355 to 1422 and encodes 355 amino acids. Lineage: Eukaryota; Metazoa; Arthropoda; Insecta; Diptera; Drosophilidae.
CGAUCUGCUUGCCCCACUCUUUCCCAAAUGCUACAAGCCACUCCGCAUUGAUUACAGCUCGGAUGAGAGUGAUACUUCCACCCCCACCACCCGUAAAGCGGACAGGCUAUCGUCAAAGCCAUCUCCUAUGCGCAGGGGCGCGAAGCGCUCCAACUCCACCGCCAGCGAAAAGAUCCGGACGACAUCUUUCAUCUUUCUGCAUAUCCACAGAAGAAUGAUUAUGAUUGUAAGCUAGAUGACUGGGAUUUUGAUAGCGUGAUCUUUGGAGCCUUGAAUGACGAGUCCCCCAAUGAAGAUCUAACCAAGAAGUCCAACAUUAUCCAGGGCAGAGAUAAAAUAGAUUUAGAUGUUUCUAUGGAGGUUGGGCUGAUGGCCAACUCAAACAUAUCAAUGGAGAAAGCAGACACUUCUGGGGAGGAGCUAAAGGAAACUCCGUCAGUAAAGAAAACCGCUGCGGAGCCUGCAGCUGCCAACAAAGAUACCAAAAAGUCCAGAAUCUCCCAAAGACGAUCAACCAUAGGAGCCUCUCGCGAAGACUUGGCUCAAUCGUAUGAAACCAAAGAUAAAUCGGAACCUGAAGCUUCCAACAAAAACUACACAAAGGAAAAAGAGUCUUCUGUAGAGAUAGAGGUGCCAUCUAAACCAAAUGAAGUGGAGAAAGCUGCAGUUGAGCCUGCAGCUUCCAGUAAGGAUACCAAGAAGUCUAGAAUCUCCCAUCGACGAAAAACUGUGUCAGGCUCUCGCGAAGACUUGGCUGGCACUUCUAUAGAAAAAACCAAAGAUAAAGUGGAGUCUGUAGUUUCAAACAAAAAUCACGCAAAGACGAAGGGGUCUUCCAUGGAAAAAGAGGUGCCAUCCAAACGAAAGGAAGUUCCUAAAGUGGAUCCUGCAGUUUCACACAAAAAGUCCAGAAUUUCUCAGCGCUCAUCAACCAUAGCCAUCUCUCGCGAACAGUUUCUUGCCGAUUCUGGGGAGGAUCCCAAAGAAACUCCUGUAGAUAAAACCGAAGAUCAAGUGGAGUCGGCAGUUUCAAACAAAAAUGACGCGAAGGCGAAGGGAUCUUCUGUGGAGAAACGAAAGGAGGCUUCUAAGGUGGAGCCUGAAGAGUUUCUUGCCGCUUCUAGAGAAGAACCAAAAGAAACUCCUUCAGUAGAUCAGGGCCAAGUGGAGCCUGAAGUUUCCAAUAGGUCGAAAGAAAAUGAGCCACCACCUAAGCCAAUCCAGGAAUUUCCUCCGAAAAGAGAGCGCAAUGCACUUCGCAGCCGUGCCACUUCGUGCUACUACGAAAGACCCCAAGACGAGCCAGAUUUGGUGGACACCAUUGUCAACGGCAUGGGCGUGAGGCUGAUUAGGGGACCAGAAGUGAUUGAGGCUCUUUCAGGGGUCAGACUUUUCUCCAUUUACAUAUCCAUAGAAGAAUGAUUAUGAUUGUAAACUAGAUGACUGGGAUUUUGAUAGCGUGAUCUUUGGAGCCUUGAAUGAGUCCCCCAAUGAAGAUCUAACCAAGAAGUCCAACAUUAUCCAGGAUAUGGAGGAAAAGUUGAGGCUCGAGAAAAUUUCGAAACGAGUGCGAUUCAGCGACAAGGUUCAGAUCAAAUUUAUCGAAGGUAGGCGUACGGCACGAGGCUCCCGUGGAACGCACGGAAAAAAGGACACUGAGCUGCUAUUCUCCAGCACGUAUGACGAGAGACGUGAGCGCUGGGCGCGCAAUCAGGUCAA